Molecule: messenger RNA, 4069 nt
Organism: Ricinus communis (castor bean)
Lineage: Eukaryota; Viridiplantae; Streptophyta; Magnoliopsida; Malpighiales; Euphorbiaceae
Exons: 11
Coding region: 243-3701 (1152 amino acids)
Biological process (GO): peptidyl-serine phosphorylation; peptidyl-threonine phosphorylation
Molecular function (GO): ATP binding; protein binding; protein serine/threonine kinase activity
Source: RefSeq, a predicted model, not a curated record
AAAAUCAAGGCUCCCCUAGUAUAUCAAAUUUUAAAAUAAUCGAAAAUCCCUUCUUUGUCUCUAGAUUCUAGGGUUUCUUUCUCUUCUUUGAACUUACAUUCAAAAGGGAGCGUUUUCUCUGUACACCGCUCCUGCUCUGCAGUAAUUUCCCGCUGAUUUUUCCUUUUCCCCAAACACCCCCACAGGAUAUUAACUCCAGGUCCUUCCACAACAAAACAUUGAGUUCCUUUCUCAAUUAUCCAAUGCAAGUCUCCAGUUGCACAGAAGCCAUUUCUGAUCCCUCUGAAAACCUUGAAAACCCUAGAUCCCCAAAAUCUUCAAACUCCAAUUUAACGAAACCUAACUCUUCCUCUUCUGUCAUCGCGGAUAAUGAGGAAGACGAAAAUAGUGGGAGGAAUGAUAUUAAUGUGGAUGAUGAUGAUGAAUUGGUUCUUGAUGUUACCGGAAAAAGCUUGGAUUUUGAUUAUUUAUUAGAGAAAGCUGAUGAUUCAUUGGAUGGUUUAUAUUUGUAUAAAAAUGUGUUUAGUUUGGUCCCAAAGUCUGUGGGCAACUUGGGGAAAUUGAGAACAUUUAAGUUUUUCGGGAAUGAAGUGAAUUUGUUUCCAAUUGAAUUUGGGAAUUUAGUUGGAUUGGAGCGAUUACAAGUGAAAGUGUCAUCUUUGGGGUUGAAUGGAUUGGGUUUGAACAAACUGAAAGGGCUAAAGGAGCUUGAGCUUUCUAAAGCUCCAUCAAGACCUUCUGUUUUCACAAUUUUGAGUGAAAUUGCUGGUCUUAAGUGCUUGACUAAACUUUCCGUUUGUCAUUUUUCUAUAAGAUACCUCCCUCCAGAAAUUGGCUGUUUAAAUAAGUUGGAGUACUUGGAUAUUUCAUUCAACAAGAUAAAGAGUUUGCCUAUUGAAAUUAGUCAUUUAAAUGCCUUGAUAUCAUUGAAAGUUGCUAAUAAUAGAUUAAUGGAACUGCCCUCAGCACUAUCCUUGUUGCAAAGAUUAGAGAACUUGGACCUGUCAAAUAAUAGGUUGACAUCUUUGGGGUCUCUUCAACUUGGAUUAAUGCAUAACCUUCAAAAUUUAGAUCUUCAGCACAACAAGCUUCUCAGUUGUUGUCACAUACCUGCAUGGAUAUGUUGCAAUCUCGAAGGAAACGGCUUGGACUUGUCAAAUGAUGAUUCCAUCAGCUCUUCUGUUGAAAUGGAUGUAUAUGAAACCACCAUUCAGUCUGAUCAUACAAAAUUUUCUUGUAAUGGUUCCCAGAAUGCUACAUCAAGCCUACUAACUGGACCUCCAUCAAACAGCAAGUGUUUUGCAGCACGGAGGUUGAAUAAGCGGUGGAAACGGCGGCACUAUCUGCAACAGAGAGCUCGCCAAGAACGUUUAAACAAUAGCAGGAAAUGGAAGGGUGAAGGACGUGCUGACUUAUCGACUCCAAAGGAAAGUAAAAAUUGCAAAUCAGACAACCUUGAUCUGCUGACCUCUGAAACCUGUGAAGAUGGCACAUCAGACAUCAUAGGUCUGGUUGAUAAUAAUGAAGAUAAGGAAGAUAAAGUAGUACCGUCUAGUGAAGUUGAAGCUGAAAAUUUACUUGUUAGUGGUAAGGAUGAUAGAAUGAAUUCUAAAAAGGGGUUUUACGUAAAAAGUUGCUCUCAUAACCCUGAAUCUGUAAGUAAUGGUGAGGAAGAUGAAUGUUGUGUACAUGAAAAAUCUUUGGCCUUAACACAGAAUGGAGUGAGUGGGGAGGAUGAGGGUUCAUCUUCAGAAAAUACAAAAUUCAUUUUAAAAUCAAAGAGGCAUUUUGAUGGGGCUCUUGAUAAUCCAAAACCAUGCAAGUGCCGAAGACCAACAGAAGAUAGCUUAAGUUUAUCUCACAAGUAUAGUGACCUAUCAUUCUGUAGCACCGAGGACCAUCUUCCAGAUGGAUUUUAUGAUGCGGGGCGUGACAGGCCUUUCAUGCCACUUAGGAGGUACGAGCAAAUUUUGCAUCUUGACUCACGUGAAGUCAUUCUUUUGGACAGGGAGAAGGACGAAAAGUUAGAUGCAACAGUUCUUUCUGCUCAGGCUUUGGUCUGUCGCUUGAAGAGGUUAAAUGGUUUCUUUGAGGAGGGGAACAAGGAUGCUGUUGAUGUCUUGCAGAUUGCAUCACUGCUUGCACUUUUUGUGUCUGAUCAUUUUGGAGGCAGUGAUCGAAGUUUUACUAUUGAAAGGACACGCAAAGCGGUAUCCGGUUCAAACUAUAAGAAGCCAUUUGUUUGCACAUGUUCAACGGGAAAUGAUGAAAGUAUUAAUACUUCCACCAAACAGAUUUUGGGCAGCGCAGAAGAUAUUGUUUUCUCUGACCUCUGUGAGAAAUCUUUACGCUCUGUUAAAGCUAAAAGAAAUUCCAUUAUAGUGCCUUUAGGGAAUUUGCAGUUUGGUGUGUGCAGGCACAGAGCCUUACUUUUUAAGUAUCUAUGUGACCGAAUGGAUCCACCAAUACCGUGCGAACUUGUCAGGGGCUACCUGGACUUCAUACCACAUGCCUGGAAUACCAUUCUUGUCAAGAGAGGUGAUUCAUGGGUUCGCAUGUUGGUUGAUGCAUGCCACCCCCAUGAUAUAAGAGAAGAGACUGAUCCAGAGUACUUCUGCAGAUAUGUUCCACUUAGUCAUACUAGAGUUCCCCUUUCCACCGAGAGCAUUCAUAGUCCUGGCUGUUCCAUAACUUCUUUUUCUACUCAUGAUGAGUUAGAAAAAACAGUUUUAAGUACUGUUAUUCAGUGCAAAUUUGAAUCAGUUGAAGCUGCAGCAAAGGUGCGUACUUUAGAGAUAUGUGAGACUCCAGUGGAUGAGAUUAGGAACUUUGAGUACAGUUGCAUUGGAGAAGUAAGAAUUUUACGUGCUCUACGGCAUCCCUGCAUUGUUGAAUUGUAUGGACAUCAGAUAUCUUCAAAGUGGAUUCAUGCGGAAGAUGGAAAGCCGCCACGCCAGAUAUUACGGUCUACAAUUCUUAUGGAGCAUGUUAAAGGAGGCUCUUUAAAGAGUUAUAUAGAGAAGAUGUCAAAAACUAGUAAAAAGCACGUGCCAAUGGAUUUUGCUUUGUGUAUUGCUCGAGAUAUUUCAUGUGCAAUGGCAGACCUGCACUCAAAACACAUAAUUCAUCGUGACGUGAAAAGUGAAAACAUAUUGAUUGAUUUAGAUAGCAAAAGAGCUGAUGGAAUGCCUGUCGUGAAACUAUGUGACUUUGAUAGAGCCGUACCUCUGAGGUCAUUCUUGCAUACAUGUUGUAUUGCUCAUAAUGGAAUACCACCACCUGAUGUUUGUGUUGGUACGCCUCGGUGGAUGGCUCCAGAGGUUUUGCAGGCAAUGCAUAAACGGAACCCAUAUGGUCUGGAAGUGGAUAUCUGGUCAUUUGGAUGCCUGCUUUUGGAAUUAUUGACUUUGCAAAUUCCAUAUUCCGGUUUAUCUGAGUUCCACAUCAAGGAACUUCUUCAGAUGGGUGAACGACCUCCUCUAACUGAUGAACUAGAGACAUUGGUAUCAAUGAAUGAGCCUGUAGCAACUCAGUCUGGCUCAGAUGUGGCAGCACCUGAGGCUGAAUCAGAAACACUGAGAUUCCUUGUUGAUUUGUUUCGUCGGUGCACAGAGGCAAAUCCAGCUAGCCGUCCAACAGCAGCAGAAAUCUAUGAAUUGUUGCUUGGAUGUUCAAGUGCUUUCACUAGUUCAAGGAGCUAAGAACAGGUUUAGACUAAACUUUUAGGUAAUAACUCAAAACUCCCAUAUCCGAAAUUUUUGUAUCCCUAGGAUGCCAAUUGACCAUAUUUAAUAUGAAUUACUUUCGCGGUCAAAAUGUUUGAGCUUCUCUCCUGUAGCUGUAAUACCAUGUCUGUAGCUGUAGGGUUAGAUUAGCAUCACAUGUACGCUUACAGUGUUAGGUAGGUCCAGGAGUUGGAUAUAGACUCAGCACCUUUUCCCUUCAUUUGAGAUCUGUAAAUUUUAUAGGUAGUGGUGUUCUUAGUUGUGGUAUAUUAACAUAUGUGCAAUGUAAUUUGUUACGAGACCUACUUAAAUUAUUAAAGCUCCCAAAUAUUGAUUUGUUUGCA